Messenger RNA from Rosa chinensis, 911 nucleotides. RefSeq lists its product as uncharacterized. The coding region runs from base 302 to 631 and encodes 109 amino acids. The transcript has 2 exons. The record is from RefSeq and is a predicted model, not a curated record. NCBI's taxonomy places the organism in Eukaryota, Viridiplantae, Streptophyta, Magnoliopsida, Rosales, Rosaceae.
UACCUCUCCAUCUUCUUCUUCCAUCAAUCUUCUCUUCAUUUCUUUCAAUUAUCAUCCAACAAUGGGAGAUUCGGGUACCAAUUGGUCUACUGAUGAGCAAAUUCAAUUGUGUGAUUCAUGGGCACAUAAGAUUGUGUGUCUAAUCACCGGAAAACAUAUAACCUCCUCCAAGUUAUGGGAAUAGGUUCAUGCUGAUUAUGUGCAAAAUUGGCAAGGUCCGCCUACAAGCCGAACUCCUCAAGCUCUCCAAUCUUAGUUUCAAACGUUGAAAAAAAUUCUCAAAGAUUGGCACAAUGCACAAAUGACCUCCCGUAAUCGUAUAGAUAGCGGCACCAAUAAGAUGGACGAGAUGAAUCAAACUCAAGGGAUCUUCAUGAAAAAAUAUCCCAAGAAAUUUGAUAAAUUUGAAUGUUGGGAGAAAGUUAAGUACCACCCGUAUUUUGUUGAUCCACCAUCUAAUCCUCAACCACCGGCAUCAUAUUCGACAAAUACUGCUUCUGAAAAUGAGUCUCCAAUUGAGUUGGAUGAUGAUAUCGUUUCGGAGACACCAUCAAGCUCCAUGCCAAGACCAAUGGGACAAAAGAGAGCCAAAGAAGCAGAAGAAAGGAAAGAAGGCGCAAGAUGCAACUGAAAGUAUGGCUCUUGCUAUUCAAGCCAUGGCCAAAUCAACUUAAGCUUCUGUUGAGCUAGUGAAGAAAAGAAACGAAGAAAUGGCUGUUCAGACAAACAAGGUAUUUGAAUUUGAAGAGACGAAAGAAGAUGCAAGAAUUAUGGCCAUGAAUACUAAUUCCAUGACACCACAAUCAAAGGCUUGGUGGAAAAAGAAGAAGGGUGAUAUCGUAGCAAAAACAAUGUCCGAUGGUGGUAGUAGCGGUUGCUACAUACCUCAAUUCGACUAAAUUUAAAUGUUG